AUGUGUGCCGGCUUUGGAGUUCACAUUGAUAACGACCUCGAUGUCAAUCGGACUGAACGUGGCGGUCAAGAAUGGCGAACCAACUGGGAGAGCGAUUUGGUGUCCACAUCCGAGGUGUCCCACCUUGCGCUCAAAUAUGAGAACGCUGAAGAAGUGGGCACAUCCGGUACCCUCUUCAUUUAA
Apiotrichum porosum is the source of this 183-nucleotide messenger RNA. RefSeq lists its product as uncharacterized. NCBI's taxonomy places the organism in Eukaryota, Fungi, Basidiomycota, Tremellomycetes, Trichosporonales, Trichosporonaceae. The coding region runs from base 1 to 183 and encodes 60 amino acids. The record is from RefSeq and is a predicted model, not a curated record. The transcript has a single exon.